AUGACUUCAUCUGUAUCAUGUGCGCUCUUUCUAUUGGCAUCAAUCGUUUUUCCGUUGUCUUUUGCGUUAUCGGGGGAAUAUUGUCACGGCUGGACGGACUCCUUCAACUCUUGGCACCGCGGAUUCCAGUGUCCGGAGCGCUUUGACGGUGAGGACGCGCGCUACUGCUGCGGGACAUGCGCGCUCAGGUACUGCUGUACGUACGCGGAGGCGCGUCUCGAUCAGAGCACCUGCGACACGGGCUCCGAAUCUGAGAACACGGAUGACAAGAGAAAGUUGACAGAAAGUGUUCCAACCUAUCUGCCCUUUGUGAUUGUGGUGAGCGCGUUCCUGUCCUUCGUUCUGGUUGGUGCGGUUGUAUCUGUCUGCUGCUGCCAGUGUGUGAAACCCAAAGCAAGCAAUCGGCCAACAGGGCCAUCCGUUGCUCAGACCAGCCUGUUGGAAUCUGGAGGACCCUCUGUGGACAGCUCCACUACGUCCCGCACCUCCAUGUCAGGCUCCUCUAUGACAAACACUCGCCCUCCACCAUCCGAGCUCAGCGUGAACCUCUACGGCCCGAUGGGAAAUGCGUUCUCAACCUCUCAGUCCCAGCAGUAUGUUCCUCCACUCCCACAGGGGGCACCACAGUUCUACCAGCCCUACAUGAAUUAUGGUCUCCCCCCAGAACACAGCAUGCUGAUGGCCCCUUUUCCUCAGGCCCCCAUGCACACAGAGCCCAUCUAUCCCACUGUCAUAUGAUAAUGUUUAUAAAACUACAAAUGGACUAUAAAACUGUGUGGAACUACACAAGGAAUAAGAAUGUCCCAGGGAUACUUUAUUUUUGCUGCCUUGGAUGGCUUCCACUAACAUUUUCUGUAU
Molecule: messenger RNA, 858 nt
Organism: Sinocyclocheilus anshuiensis
Lineage: Eukaryota; Metazoa; Chordata; Actinopteri; Cypriniformes; Cyprinidae
Product: protein shisa-1-like
Exons: 2
Coding region: 1-738 (245 amino acids)
Source: RefSeq, a predicted model, not a curated record